Pocillopora verrucosa is the source of this 1823-nucleotide messenger RNA. RefSeq lists its product as uncharacterized. Gene Ontology annotation, molecular function: ligand-gated monoatomic ion channel activity; delayed rectifier potassium channel activity. NCBI's taxonomy places the organism in Eukaryota, Metazoa, Cnidaria, Anthozoa, Scleractinia, Pocilloporidae. Gene Ontology annotation, cellular component: voltage-gated potassium channel complex; membrane. The record is from RefSeq and is a predicted model, not a curated record. Gene Ontology annotation, biological process: potassium ion transmembrane transport.
AUGACUGUGGGGCAAACUUUAGUUAAGGCAUCAAAAUUGUGCUUUUUCUCUCUGUUUCUCUACAAUACGGCUGUUUUCGCGUUAAAAUCAGGUUCCAUUGGAAAUUGCCCAAUUUCAAGCACGAAUUUCAGCGCAGCAUUCCUCCACAACCCUCCAUACGUGAAAGCCAAUAGCACAAAAUGGCAUGGCCUGAUUUAUGAUUUUGUGCAAGCGGGAUUAAUUCGCUGUUUUCGCCGCUACUCCUGCAAUAUGACGAAGAUGCAUUGGAGGGAAGUUUUCUCCGAGGAAAAAUUGAGCUCCCUCACUCUGGAAGAAAAAACUGACAUCGCAAUUCCGAUAACACCUUCGUUGUUUUCGUCGUUGACUGAAGAAUUGUCGACAUCACGAAACUGGCGCGUCACGCUUGUCACUAUCUUAGAAUCGCCUGGUCUUGCGUUAGUCAUUGAUUACAAUGCCUGUAAGACGAAGAUUGAGAAGAUUAUUACAUACACAAUUCUGUCUGCUUGGCCCGUCUGCGCUGUGAUUUUACUCUUGGCUGGUAUUUCAGGGAUCUCCAUAUGGGCAUUGGAAUCAAGCACUAACCAUCAUCACUUCCCGUCUUCCUUUGGGCGUGGAUCAACAGAAGGAUUCUGGUGGGCUUUUGUUACCAUGACAACUGUUGGUUACGGUGACAAAGUUCCACGGACCAUGUACGGUCGACUUUUCUCCGUUGUUUGGAUUUUAACCGGCGUCUGUCUUAUUUCCAUUUUCACUGCUGCUAUCACCAGCGCCAUCACUGUUUCGUCUGUUGACCCAGGCUGUAAAAGUACUCAAGGAAAACGCCUCGCAGCAAUAAACGGAUCAGAUGCUGAAAAGGAGGCGAGACAUCGUGGGGCUUAUGUUACAACCUUUGAAACAGAAAUGAAGAUGUUCGAUAUGUUAACAGCAGGUGAUGUUGAUGGUGUCAUGUUGGACAGAUUCAAAGCUUACUACUACCUCGAUCAACUGAAAAACGACAAUCUUAGAGUUGCCUUGCGUAUCGACACUUCACUACAAUAUGGCGUCUCGCUCAUAGAUAGAGGCUUUCCUGAGCUCACAGGAAAGAAUGGAUGCCUUGCAGAAUACUUCGUCAAUUCCCGCCAUCGUUUGGAUAGAACAAUGAAACACUACAUAAUGCCGGUGAAGCCUUUAGGUUCCCCUACAGAAACAGUUGGAGUCCUUUCGAUCCAUUCAAGGGCCAAUCAGCACCUGCUGAUCACUUCUGUGUGUAUUUUUGUUUCAUUCCUGAUCUCUGGUCUUCUGUGGGAAUUUCUCUACCGAAGAAACCACUUCAGUUUUUUCAAGUCUUCUCCAAGGGGUAACAAAACCAAUGGUUCACCGCUCAUCAAUAAGGAACUUGCAGAGAUUCAGAACGCUCUCGAAAAGCUUACUGCGCAAGUGCACACGGUUCAAGAGAAUUUGUAGCGUCUGCAAGAAAAUGAGCAGUGAAAUACAGAAGACUGAAGACAUUCUGAUGGAUUCAACUGCCUCUAAAAUGUCCAUCCUUAAAAACUGACCAUUACAUUAAUUGUACAAUGACACCUUAGACAAUGCAAAGCAAAUCGAAAACACGUGUUUUGAAACUUUCAGAGCAGUAUUUUGAAAUUGUUACAAUGUGAGUCUCGUAGCCCAUUUUUCAACUCUUAUCAAAAUGUAAUGCUCAUUUUCAAUCAAAACAAAUAAAGAAGGCUCGGGUGCAGGAUUUCCCCUUCAACCAUUCCUAUCCACAAAGACGACUGUCAGCCACGUGUACUGCACGGGUUUAUCAGCGCAGCAGCUAUCCACCCACAGAUAAGACAGAGUUG